Messenger RNA from Patiria miniata (bat star), 4020 nucleotides. RefSeq names its product leucine-rich repeat-containing protein 74A-like. The record is from RefSeq and is a predicted model, not a curated record. Gene Ontology annotation, molecular function: protein binding. NCBI's taxonomy places the organism in Eukaryota, Metazoa, Echinodermata, Asteroidea, Valvatida, Asterinidae. Bases 356 to 2437 code for a protein of 693 amino acids. The transcript has 16 exons.
GUUCAGCGCUGCUAGCUGUAUGCAACAGGUGGUCGCGUUCUUGGCAACGGAUUGCUGUGUGCGGAAAUGCUCAGAAAUUGUUCAUUUUGCUAAAACUACAUGGUUCGUUGAAAAGGGGAUACGCUUUAAAAACCCUAGAUCGUAUUUGUGGCGUGAUCUGCUGCUCCAGUUAAUUUCUUGUUUGUGAUAAAGAUUAUUUUUUUGAAAUUAAUGGACCGAGAAUAUUCUCGGUGGACCGUGCACGCACGAUGCCAUUCAGGCAUGGAAUGCCCGCCGUCCAAUCGUUGAUUAACUCGGUCGCUGGCACACGGUCACCUCGUGCAAAGUCCGGGACUGAUUUCAUCGUGAAUUAAUUAUGGCAUCGGCAGCAGCUAAAAUCCACAGGUGUGGUGGAGGAUACAGCAUGCAGUCAAAACAGACAAGAGAACAUACCACUCGUCACCAGACUCCUGGAUCAACAAGAUACCAGUCAACUGACCCCACAAAGCCCCCAAAGACGACAUCGAACCCCGCCCCUUCCUGCCCCGCCCAGCAUGAACCAGCCGACUCCCCCGAUGACGAGUUACCAACGAUUCUAAUCACCGCUGAGGACCUUGGCUUGGAUUUUCCGAUGGACCUGUCUUCAUCUAGAAGAUCUGAGUCUAAUUCACCUUCACCAGCAAAAUCGCCACGCCAUGCCAUGGAAAAGACGCCACGGGCAGCACGGCCAAAGACCACGUCCAGUUUCAGCCGCUCCCGGCAGCAGCAAGCCUCUGGCGGCAGGCAGAAUGCCCGACCAACUUCGUCCCGAAGUCCAGGGUCGUCUUCCAGGGCUGGUCGGUCCCAAAGGAGGCGGAGUCGUAGUGGAGGACAGGGUCGGGUCGGGUCGAGGGAGAGGAAGGCCAAACCAACCACAGCAUGGUCCGUUACUGAGCUGCCGGACGAUGACAUUUCUGUGGCCACUGGUGGUUAUGAUGAGACUCCAGAACCAAGUGAACUUGACUUGUCUGUCUCAUCAAUGCAAACUUCAACAGAUGAGCAGCCAUUGGUGGAGGAGUUUGACGAGUACUUCCCUAGUGAGGGCGGUGACAGCCUGCGAUCGGACGAUCCAAUCAGAAGGCUCAUUGAGGGACCCCCUGUGGACGAUGCGGAGUAUGACACGGAUCUAGAGGAGGAAUUUGCCCCAGACAAGGAGAUGAUCUAUGAUUCGGCAGGCAAGAACGUUUACUUGGCAGAAUGUAAGCAGGAAGGUGUAGACCCGGCGUGUUAUGUUGUCAGGCACCUCCAUGAGACCACAUUCAUUAUGAGGCAUCGGUACAUCGGCAUGCAGGCUCUUAUUCCACUGGCCAAGGCCUUUAGGAGCAACACGUGCACAGAAACGUUGGAUCUGAGUGACAACCAUCUAGAAGGAGAUGGAGGAGCUGUUAUUGCUUACAUGAUGAGAGAUAACUGCUACAUCACAAAACUGGAUGUGUCUGAGAACCAGAUGAGAUAUAAGGGCGCUUCAGGGUUUGCCUCCAUGCUGGAGACCAACUACACUCUCAAGAUACUCUCUCUCAGCUCCAAUCAUCUGACGGAUCGAGAUGCGCUUCGCCUGUCGGAGGGUUUGAAGAACAAUAGUACGUUGACCCAGAUUGACCUGAGUCACAACGACAUGGGGGAGUUGGCUGGAGUGCACCUAGCCUCGGCACUGGCAUCAAAUGAUGGUCUUAUUUAUCUGGACUUGAAAUGGAACGGAAUUCGAGGAAAAGGUGUCAUAGCUAUCGCCAAUGCUCUUAAGGUAAAUACGGCCCUAGAGGUUCUGGAUUUGUCUCAGAAUGGUGUCACCCUACCAGGCUGCACAGCAUUCCUACAAGCAUUGAAGGCCAACACGGGACUCAGGGUACUAGACUUGAGCUCAAAUCACAUAAACACUCCUGGAGCUAAGAAGCUUGCCCUUGGAUUGAAGAAGAACACCUCCUUAGAAGCAUUACUACUCCGUGCAAACCCCAUGGGUGAUGAAGGAGUGCUUGCCGUAAUCAAGGCCUGCCCAUACAGCACCAACUUGAAACUCCUGAGUCUACAGGAAAUCACUUUAUCAUUAGUAGUUCAUCAGAAGAUGCGUGAAGUCCAAGAUUCGUGCAAUCUGCACAUUCUCAGCAGGGAUUACAGCGGCCAUAGAAGGACCGUGGCUGUCAGUCACCUGGUUGCCAUGGUAGACCAGUUCAUCAUUGGUCAACAAGCCAGAAUCCUAUACAGCUGCUUUGUCGUCGAUGAGCAGAGAACCUGCAUGGUGACUGCCCAAGAACUCCGCAAGGUCUUACUGGAUACGGGACUGGACUUGAGCAAUGAACAAAUUGAUAGCGCUCUUUCGCAAGUAGGGGUGCUCCACUCCGACAAAAUACCGUACAGACCUCUGCUUGAUGGACUCUCUGCACUUCAACAAAGGUCCAGACCAGCUGUGAACAAUACGAGCUAGCUGGAGUUUAGGAACAGUACAAUCCUCAUGGUCUACCGUAGGUGAAACUCUUGUGGCCUAGUGUCUAAUUAGUUGCCUGGCCCCACUGUGUGGCUUUGUAAAAGUUGGCAGCUGUCACUCAUGGUGAGGCAUCAUUUUGAAUGGAGGCAAAGGUUCCUUGAGAGAGUUCUGGCAUUUGCAGUGUCUGAAGGUCUUCACGAUCUUGGAGCUAUCAGACUACUCGUGAUGCAGAUGGUUUCAAAUGAGGCUUCCUCAAAUCCGGACUUCUUGUGAGUUCUUUUGAUCAGAGCCACAGGGUCCUAGAUGGAGCUGGUUCUUCCUUACAAGCUUAAAGCUCUUGAUAUUCCUGGAUACUUGCGGGCAAGGUUUGCAAUGACCUCAGCUCCAUAGGUGCUUGGGUUCCCUCGUCGUCUGGCUAGGAAUACUUUCGAUUUUAUAGCCACAUGGUUCCUUGAAAGAGCUUUGCCUUUUGUUUUAACUGGAGUACUUCACAGGCUUGGCGAGACUGGGAUCCUUGCUGAGGUUGCUUGUCGCCAGAGCCCCCUCCCCCUUAAACUCACCUUUCAUUUGACCUGGCGAGGACUCCUGAGCCAAAGGUUCCUUGAAACAUCCCCUGGAAUAUUUCAAAUUCUUGCAGCUAUUGGAUUACUUGUGGCUAAGCAGUCGUUUACAACCAAGCGUUCUGGCUUCCUGCGAGUCUUCAUUUCCUUCAGUCGAAAUAAUUUAUUCCGAACUCUGUUGCAGCAUCAGAUUAAUUUGGUCUUCAAAUCCUUUUCGGUUUAGAUUUGCGCGGUUUGAGGAUUGGGUUUUACUUUACCAUUGGUUUUACCAAGCAAUUAUGUUGGUUAUUAGGUUAUAUGCAGUGAAAGGUUGUUACAUAAGUUUCUAAACGAUUCACUGUAUUAUUUCGUAAACUUACGCAAGCUUGCUUUUUACCUACAUAAUUUUGAAAUAUUUUGGUUUUUUUAGACUGUGUGAGGUUUUUAGAGUGUGUAAAAGUUUUUGAAGUCUGGUGCUGUUUACUUCCCGACUCUAAUAAUGAAAUCCAUAAAUCCAUCCAUUUUAUUUUUUGAGAAGUGUAUAUUUUCAAGAAACUGACAUACAUGUAUAUCCUAUAUAUCUAUUUUAUUUCUUUGAAUAGGAUAAUUUCUGAUACUGUGUAUCGAAUAUUAUUCAGAAUUUACUUGCAAAUUUGUCAUUGGGUUAAUGCUGGAGAAAUACGGUUAUACUCUGUUGGAAAUAGUAACUUCUUUUUUGCUUACAGUAAUGGUUCCUAAGAAUUUUAUAAAAUUGUUGUAAAACUCUUCUAAAGGAAUAUUAUAUGAUCAUUUGUAAACUUGCCUUUUUUUUUACACUGGACAGAAAACCAUGUACAUGUGCAAUAAUUUGUGCAUUCUCAGUGUUUCCACUAUUUAUGAGCAUUCAAAACAAUUUUGACUGCAAUUUCUUUUCACGUGUCAUAUUUCUAGUCAAGAUGGGAUCUUCAUUGUGUUUAGUUGAUUGGAAGGGCAGGGAAUAUUAUAUACAUGUAUACAUUUGGUGUACAAGCAUUACAUUCACUGUGUGGACUUCCAAACAAAAGA